AUGUUCAUUACAUUGCUUAUUACAUUACUGGUUGUUACAUGUCUGGCCGUUUACCUUAAACUGAAGAAAUUAUACAGCUACUGGUCCAAACUCGGAGUGCCUCAUGAAAAGCCUUUGUUUUUCUUGGGAAAUAUAAAAGGAUUAGGAUACACUUGUCAUGGAACUGAAAUCAAUCGAAGAGUGUAUAAAAAAUUUAAAGAUUCCUCACCACUUGCUGGUUUUUACGCUUUUUUAACAAAGGCAGUGAUCGUUAUGGAUUUGGAUUUAAUUAAAAAUGUAUUGAUUAAGGAUUUUCAAUACUUCAGCGAUCGGGGUCUCUUUCAUAAUGAACGUGAUGAUCCUCUAACUGGAAAUUUGUUGUUUUUAGAUGGUGAUGCUUGGCGAAUGCUCAGGCAAAAGAUGUCGGCGGUUUUUACCAGCGGUAAAGUGAAAUUCAUGUUAUCUUCUAUCGUUAAAGUAGCCGAAAAAUUGGAGCAGGCUUGCGAUAUUAUAGUCAAUAAUGGAGCGAAUCAAGUUGAAGUGGAGGAUUUGUGUGCUCGUUUCACAACAGACGUGAUUGGAACGUGCGCAUUUGGCAUUGAGUGCAAUAGCCUAGGAGAACCGAGGGCAGAAUUUCGUGAAAUGGGUCGCAAGAUAUUCGAACAGCCUCGCCAUUCCUUGCUUGUUCAAAGCUUCAUGAUAUGUAAUCCCGAUUUGGCGCGCCGAUUAAGAUUAAAAGCUUUCCGUAACGACACUAGUAAAUUUUUUAUGAGUGUUGUUAAGGAAACAAUAAAACAUAGGAGAGAAAGUCAAAUAAAACGUAAUGAUUUUGUGGAUUUACUUAUUGAGCUGAUGGAGAAAAGGGAGAAGCUGUUAAAACAAGGCCAACGCAUAGAAAAAGAUGAUAUGGCCAGUGGUUUAACUUUUGAGCAAGCAUGUGCUCAGGCAAUGGUUUUCUUUGUGGCCGGAUUUGAUACUUCUUCCGCGACAAUGUCGUUUUGUUUGUAUGAACUGGCUUUAAAUCCGGAUAUUCAAAGGAAACUACGGGAAGAAAUCUUGGCAGUAUUAGAAAAAUACAACUCUCAAAUAACCUAUGAGAGCUUAAAGGAAAUGACUUAUAUGGAACAAGUUUUCAACGAAACACUGCGCAAAUAUCCGGUUGUUCCUCUAUUGCCACGAGUUUGUGUGAACGAUUAUCGUUUGGCAAAUAGUGAUUUGAUCCUCGAAAAAGGAUUGCGUGUAAUUAUACCCAUCGAUGCUAUACAAAACGAUCCUGAAUAUUUUAAGGAACCUGAACUAUUUAAUCCAGACCGUUUUUCUUCCGCUGCAAUAGCGCAACAACAUCCUGCAUUUUCUUUUCUACCUUUUGGUGAAGGACCUCGCAAUUGCUUUGGUAUGCUUUUCGGCAAAUUGCAAACGCAGAUCGGUUUGAUCAUGAUGUUGAGAAAAUAUCAUUUUUCAACCACCUCUAAGACAAAAAUUCCUUUGCAUUAUUCAAAGAAAACUUUCCUCUUAGCAUCAGAAUCCGGAAUUUGUUUGAAGAUUGAAAAACUUUAUUGAAAUAAUUGAACCGUCAGAGUUCAAGUUCGAUUAACUAUUCAAAACAUGAAGAUUUUUAUACAUCACAGCAAAUUUUCAGGAGUUGUGAAUAGAUGAAGAAGAAGAAAAAGAAGCAUUCAAAACUCUACAUAAAGCAUAUAAGAAACUUACA
Messenger RNA from Glossina fuscipes, 1690 nucleotides. RefSeq names its product probable cytochrome P450 6a13. NCBI's taxonomy places the organism in Eukaryota, Metazoa, Arthropoda, Insecta, Diptera, Glossinidae. The record is from RefSeq and is a predicted model, not a curated record. The transcript is spliced from 2 exons. Bases 1 to 1539 code for a protein of 512 amino acids. Gene Ontology annotation, molecular function: iron ion binding; oxidoreductase activity, acting on paired donors, with incorporation or reduction of molecular oxygen; monooxygenase activity.